This is a messenger RNA of Heterocephalus glaber (naked mole-rat), 1308 nucleotides long. RefSeq names its product sterile alpha motif domain containing 7 (gene Samd7). Lineage: Eukaryota; Metazoa; Chordata; Mammalia; Rodentia; Bathyergidae. The record is from RefSeq and is a predicted model, not a curated record. Gene Ontology annotation, molecular function: chromatin binding; histone binding. Gene Ontology annotation, biological process: negative regulation of DNA-templated transcription. Gene Ontology annotation, cellular component: nucleus.
AUGACAAAUCCAAUGAUGGCUGUGAACCCUCUAUUGAUGGCAUCGGGUCAGCAGAGGAUCCCACUGAUUCCUUCACCAUUUGGACCUCCAUUUGUGGACAGAGAUGCUUUGCCUUCUGUUGCACCAACUGACCCAAGAAGGUUUUGUGUUCCUUCCCAAUUUGGAUCAUCUGUUCUACCAAAUAUGCCCAAUAUGCUGCCCAAUCAUGGCUACUCAGGUUGGGGCAUUUUACCAUCUGAAUCGAUAAAGGCAGUGACCAGAAGGAAUGAAAUGAUUCAAAGGCACCAUACUGCCAGAUCAGAACUAGAAAUGUAUACUAUUUACCAGCAAAGAAGAAUGGAAAAAAUGAAUGCCAAGGGACUAGCUGGCCUAGGGGUACCAUUUCUCUACAGUUCUAGCUUCCAGGCCGGCUCAGCCACUUAUCAUGGCAGGAGCAUGCUCCCUGCCAGCAACCUGCAGUUUCACAGAAGUGCCCUCAGGCACCUUCAGGAAAACCCUGUUCUCUUGGCAACCAGAUCACACAUUAUAGAGAGGUGGGGGCAGAAAUAUCGACCCAGGAGAGGCACAGGGAAUCAGAAGCCUCUAGACAGUGAUACCGAGAGUUCCAAAAGUCAAGCAGAAGAAAAAAUCCUAGGCCAGAUGCCUGCAAUUCCCUAUGAAGAAGAUGAGUAUGCAAAAGACUCAGAGAUUGAAGUAUGCCACAAUCAGAAGUCAAGUGAAACCAACGAAAAGCCAACACCACCUCGUACCAACCCCCGUGGAGCUCUCCAGCCCAGCCAAAAAAACCCCUGGGGUGUUCACACCACUCCCCUGGAGGCAAAGGCCUGGGACUGUGGGAAGGAGGAGGCUGCAGAGCAGGGAUCUGAAGACUGUAGUGAAGAGAAUGGGGGUUGCGCUUCAGUUCCUCCACCACGUCUGUCAGGGACACUCGCCCUGGUUCCACCUGAGGAAAACCUUCCUUUGGAUGCAGAUAUUCAGAAAUGGACCGUGGAUGACGUGCAUGACUUCAUCAGAAGCCUGCCAGGCUGUUCAGACUAUGCCCGGAUAUUUAAAGAUCAUGCAAUUGAUGGAGAAACUUUGCUGUUACUCAGAGAGGAGCACCUUCGAGGCACCAUGGGAUUGAAGCUGGGACCAGCACUAAAAAUUCAAUCGCAGAUAUCUCAGCAUGUGAGAAGUAUGCUCAACAAGAAAACUCUUUCACUUUCUACCCAUACAAGACAAGUGUUGGAUCAACCAGCAGAUACAGCCCCUCUUUUGGAUUUUAAUUCCUGGAGUGAUACAUUAAGCAUUCCUUGUUCUCAGGAUUAA